UGUCAGUGACGCACAAUUCUAUUCUAAAUAAAAGUCACUAAGUGGAGUCUUGGAUCCAUAACAGCCUUCAAACUUGCAAAGGAAAUGACAAAAUAUAUACAGCAGAGAUUGGCAUUUUGUAGAAAACACUUCAGAGACCAAUACAGGUAUUAGAAGACAAAAUACUACAAUCAAGCUAAGUGAAAAACAGUAAUAUAGUAUCUGAAUAAUUUGCAAAAUUGUCAAAAUGAUGAAAAACAACAAGUAUGGGUUGAUGUCUAAUGAGGUUCCACCAGCUACAUCAGACAAUGGGACAUCUGAUAAAUCCCUAGAGAUGGGUGAUGGAGAAUCCAAUGCAGAAGCACGUAACAAAGCCUGGUUGGACAAAAAAGCUCUUAUUCUUGCAGUGCUACUCAUCAUAUGUGGCACUCUCGUCAUUAUCUUAGGAAUCGUAGUUGACGGCGAGAGGACAUUCACAUUUUUUAAAGCGAUCCCUGACUAUAUCUUAGCAAUAUUCAUGAUUGUAACAGGUAUCAUCGGGAUUUUUGCAGCAAAACGCAACACCAAACCAUUCAUUAUCACCCUGAUGGUGCUAACGAUAAUCACGACUGUGAUCUCUUGCUUAUUUAUUAUGCACCAUGGGAUUGGAAUUCAUGUCGAAGGUAAUGGCCUCUCACAUAUGAACCAUGAAUCUGUAACAAACUAUAACUGCACCCAUAAUUAUGAAUGGAAGGAUGAUGUGUACUGCUACAUACACCCAAAAUUUAAUGAAACAGUUGCUUGGAGGCGCAUUAAGAAAGAUCACGCACUUCAUACGAGAGCGGCUGCAUUGCAUUGCACAUUAAUGCUACUGUCUCUAGCAGCUGCAGUCAUCUGUAUUGUAGCUUCAGGUCUGACAUGUAAAGCGACAUGCUGUGCACCUACCCCACCAGUGAAGAUAGUGUAUAUACCUGUAGACAGUAGCGUCACACUCACAUCUCUUCAUAACAAGCCAUAGAAAUGUGAUAACUAUCUCACUGAAUAUGGUGACUAUCAGCCUUUUGAUCCAACAUGACAAUUUAAUGUCUACAAAAUGAUAAUUGGCCCCACAUUCUGUACAUUGAUAGGUAGGACUAUAAACAUUGUAAUAUGGGGUCUCCAAUGAAUUCAGGAAUCCAGUAUCACUGAAUGAAAUCUGUAACAAAUUGGUACACUUUUGUAACCAUUUGUUAUAGCUAACAGUGUUCUCCACAGGUUUUUUCUCAAGUGGAUGCAAAAUUCUCAUUUUUACCAUUUAAAUACGAACUCGGUCAAAAUGACAAGUGUCAGUUUGGAGAACAGUCUACUGGGCUAAUAAAUUUUUGAUGAAAAAUAGAGAAGUAACAUCCAAAUUAAAUUAUGAAUAUUCAAAAGAGGACAUUUAAAUCUACAAUAUAAAAAUAUCAAAAUUGUCCACAGCAGGCGUAAUGUGCAGUAGACCGAUUCAAUAAGACAAGUCUCAGUUUGGAGAACAAAGUUGAUCAGUCUAAUGCGCUAUUAAUUUUUUAAUGAAAAACAUAGAAAAACACGCAAAAUAAAUUAUGGAUAUUCAAAAGGGGACACUCAUAUCUACAAUAUGUAAAAAUAUCAAAAUUGUUCAAAGCAGCCGUAACAUGCAGUAGCCUGAUGAACUUCAUUCUCCAAACCGAGACUUUUGCUCAUUUUUCAUGAUUUUUCUCAUUUUCAAGUGGGUACAAAUGGAUUUUAGGUGGGUGCAAGCCUGUGUUUAAAAUCUCAGUUAGGUGCUGCGCCCACUUGCUUUAAUUCUGGGGAGAUCACUGGCUUAGCAGGUGCUGACAUUUUUAUGCUUUUUAUGUUAAUGACUUAUAUUUUAUUAUAUUCAACAUGUACAUAUAGUACACAUAUAGUUUUGAUAAAUACAUACAUGUAGCAAUAAAUGAUAUUGUUGUUGAACUAUGUAAUGCUGAGAUUAUAAUCUUUCAUUAUCCUUUCUGCACUAUCAGAUCUUCCUUUAGCCAUCUUAUAUGAGGCCUCUAUUUUGUUAUUGUAAAUCAUCACAUUUACC
Messenger RNA from Owenia fusiformis, 2023 nucleotides. The record is from the annotation of a GenBank genome assembly. NCBI's taxonomy places the organism in Eukaryota, Metazoa, Annelida, Polychaeta, Sabellida, Oweniidae.